AUGGCCCCGCUACCUUCCGCCUCGUGCGGGUCCACAGACGUCCGUCCAACCCCGCCACCACUCAACGUCCCCCACCCCCACGGCCACGCCCAAAACCCCCAACAAUCCUCCGCCGCCGAUUCCCUCUCCAUCUCCCAAGCUUCCCAAGCAACAUCGGUCUUGACAGAAGACGAAGAGGACCUGGAGGAUUACAGGCCGGGGGGGUAUCACCCGGUGAAUAUUGGGGAUGAGUUCAAGACGGGGCAGUAUGUGAUUGUGAGGAAGCUUGGGUGGGGGCAUUUUUCGACGGUUUGGCUGGCUAGGGAUAAUUCAUCAAACCGUCACGUCGCCCUCAAAGUCGUCAAAUCCGACGGCCACUACACCGAAACAGCCCUCGACGAGAUCCAGCUCCUCCAACGCGUCGUCAACUCGUCCCCCACCCACGCUGGCAGACACCACGUCGUCGGCCUGCUCGACUCUUUCAGACAUACAGGCCCGAACGGGUCGCAUGUGUGUAUGGUGUUUGAGGUGCUGGGCGAGAAUCUGUUGGGGUUGAUCAAGAGGUAUCAGCACCGGGGCGUGCCGCAGCAUAUCGUCAAGCAGAUUGCCAAGCAAGUGUUGCUUGGGCUGGAUUAUCUGCACAAGGAGUGCCGGGUGAUUCAUACGGAUCUGAAGCCGGAGAAUGUGCUUAUCUGUAUUGAUGAUGUCGAGUCUGUUGUGCAGGCGGAACUGGCGUCUUGCCCUGCGGCGGUACCGACAAAGAUUGUGGGUGUGCCGCCGUCGCAGGGGAGGAUGGGGAAUCAGACGCCGAGAAAGGAUAACAUCUUUAUUGUCGGGUCGCAGCCUUUACCCAGUCCGAGCUCGAGCUACUCUUCGUCGCCCAUGCUCGACAAGUAUGGUUUCGGCAUGUCGAAAAUCUCGGGUGCGAGCGCGCCCAAGGGGAGUUUACUUCCUGAUUCUUCUGCUUCUGCCGCUGGUGCUGGAGGGAAGAAGGGCGCAUCGACGGAUGCCAUUGGGAAUGGACUGGAGAAUGUCAAGCUUGGCGAAGGGAGCGGUCUGAAAUGGGAAAAGACGAGUACGCCCGCUCCCCAACCGCCUUCCGGCCCCUCCCUCCUCUCGCAACAACUCCACACCCACCCGGCUUCUCCACCCCUCAACGCCGCGCCCUCCGAAUCCGCCUCCUCCGUACCCUCCGCCCCGCUGGACGACGGGACGGACGUGUCGACGCCGGCUACGACGCCCGACCAUGCGAGCCGAUUACCAGAGCAGAACGACGAUAGGGCGCCCGAGGCUGGGGACCCGAACCAUCUGCCACCGCCGUUCCCGUACGACCCUGUGAGUUUGGAGAGGAUCACGGUCAAGAUUGCGGAUUUGGGGAAUGCGUGCUGGGUGGACCAUCAUUUUACGAAUGAUAUUCAGACGAGGCAGUAUCGGUGUCCGGAGAUUAUUUUGGGGACAAAGUGGGAUGAGAGUGUGGAUAUGUGGAGUGCUGCUUGUUUGUUUUUCGAGCUGUUGACGGGAGAUUACUUGUUUGACCCGCAACCUGGGGUAAAAUAUGAUAAAGACGACGACCAUAUUGCGCAGAUUAUGGAGUUGCUCGGAGAGAUGCCGCGUGCGCUCGCCAUGAAUGGAAAGUACAGUCACGAAAUCUUCAACCGUCGCGGCGAACUCCGGCACAUCAACCGCCUCCGUUUCUGGCCCCUCAUCUCCGUCCUCCAAGAAAAAUACCUCAUGGAAAAAGAAGAUGCCGAACAGCUCUCGUCCUUCCUCGGGCCCAUGCUUUGCUACCAGCCCGGGGAGAGGGCGAAGGCGAGCGAGCUGUUGGAGCACAAGUGGCUGGAGGGCGUGGUGGUGCAGGGGGAGGUGGAGCUGAGUAAGAGUUUGAGGGAGAGCGAGCGGAUACGGCGGGAGGUUGGGGAUGCUGCUGGGGCGAACGCUGGGGCGAACGCUGGGGAUGGAGGGAAAGGCGAGGCGAAUGGGAGGGUGAAUGGGGCGAGCAAUGGGAAGAGCGUAGAGCCGCAAAAAGGCGGUUUUGAGGAAGUGUUGAACCUUGGGCCGGCGGUAAAGGGGAUGGUCGGUAUGGGUCGGAUUUAG
Messenger RNA from Cryptococcus amylolentus CBS 6039, 2073 nucleotides. RefSeq lists its product as hypothetical. Gene Ontology annotation, molecular function: ATP binding; protein kinase activity. Gene Ontology annotation, biological process: protein phosphorylation; regulation of mRNA processing; spliceosomal complex assembly. NCBI's taxonomy places the organism in Eukaryota, Fungi, Basidiomycota, Tremellomycetes, Tremellales, Cryptococcaceae. The record is from RefSeq and is a predicted model, not a curated record. Bases 1 to 2073 code for a protein of 690 amino acids. The transcript is spliced from 5 exons.